Molecule: messenger RNA, 3570 nt
Organism: Cylindrotheca closterium
Lineage: Eukaryota; Bacillariophyta; Bacillariophyceae; Bacillariales; Bacillariaceae
Source: the annotation of a GenBank genome assembly
AUGCCAUCCAAAUUAACCAGUGAAUACAUCCUCCCUUCUCAGCUCAGUGAUGGUGAUGGUGAUGGUGACGACGAUCCCAGCGCCGAGAGAGAUGAUAGCUCCAGCAGCAAAAGUGGUUCAAAUAUCCAUCAGAACCACAACAUCGUUGCCAUUGCAGAAAGAGAAAACGAGUUGGUUGUCAGGUCCAAAAAGCUGAUGUUGCUUACGCUCUUUCUUAGCGCUAUUGGUAUGGGGAUGGCGACCUACUAUGUGUCGAGCAGAACCUAUGACGACAGUUUUACUAAAUCUUAUUCUGACGACGCAAGUCUCAUUAUAAACACUAUCGAAUCAAGGUUGCAAAAUGCUUUCAAGGUCAUGGGGAUGUUGUCGAAAAUCAUGAGCAGUUCUGGAAACGAAGUCAAUUCGACGUGGCCAAACCACACUUUUACACAGUUUGACACUUUGGCAAGCGAUGCACUGUCUAUCAUGAAUGCAGAACAGAUUGUGUAUGCUCCCCUUGUGCGCGAUGAAGAACGAAUGGGGUGGGAACAAUACAGCAUGGAACAUCAAAACGGGGGUUUUGACAUGGUUCAGAUUGCAGAAGAUGGUUUCGAUGGGGCGUCACAACGGCCUGAAUUCAUCCAUGGUCAAAGACUCAAUGGCCCGAUCACUAGGGAAGUUUUCAGGGAAAAGUAUUCACCAGUAUGGCAAAUUAGCCCCCCUCAAAAUGACAUCACCCUAUUCAAUUAUAAUCUAUUGAACGUGGCGACUUUUGAUCGGCUCGUAAAUGCAUCCGUCACAUUGAGAACAGGGGCCUUCUCGGAGUUGAUCGACGCCCAGUACAUCUUUGGACCAGGUACUGUUCCAGAUAAUCAUCCUCGAUCGAUUGUAGUGGAGCCAAUCUUUGAAGAGGUAAAUGAUCGAGAGUCCCUGAUUGUUGGUCAUUUGGUCGCUUUGAUUCCCUGGAGUGCUUUCUUGGAAGACAUUCUUUCGGAAUCGCCCAGUGCUGUCAUUGACGCUGUUGUUGAACAGACAUGUGGUGAGGAGUUCACAUUUUCCAUUGAGUCACGAAGCGCAGACUUCGAAGGAUACGAUGAUGAACACGACAGAGUCUAUGACAAGUUCGAACGCUCGAUAAACUUGUCUAUGUUUGAAGGCAACUCAGCCAGCACUUUUGGUGUCCCUGAUGAUUGUCAAUCCAUUUUGUACUUGUUUCCGACUGCCGAAUACGAAGAAAGCUUUCAAACGAAGGAUGCCAUGAACCUGACCAUCGGUACUCUAUUUGUGUUCGGCUUUGUGAUCGCCCUUUUCAAUCUUUACGACAUUUUUGUGGGAAGGCGACAAAAGAAAGUCUACAGCGUUGCAACCAAGUCUAAUGCAAUUGUUUCUUCUUUAUUCCCCGCACAAGUACGCGACAAACUCAUUUCUGAUGACAAUGGCAACCAAAAAAAGGGAAAGCGGUCAGGAGACUCUGCAUCCUUUGACUUUGGCUCAUCGGACGCCGAUUUCUGGACAAAUGAGAUGCACAAAAGUACGCUUGGAAUGCAAGACGAAAGUUCUCCUCCAAUUGCAGACUUGUUCCCUUCCGCAACUGUUGGCUUUUUGGAUAUUGCUGGGUUCACAGCUUGGUCGUCUCAGAGAGAGCCGUCGCAAGUGUUUAUUUUGUUGGAAACUAUCUACAGAGCAUUUGAUAGGAUUGCAAACAGGAGAAGGGUGUUCAAAGUUGAAACGAUUGGAGAUUGCUAUGUUGCAGUUUGUGGACUUCCCGAGCCAAAUAAAGAUCACGCCAUAGUCAUGGCCAGAUUUGCACGUGAGUGUCUCGAAAAGAUGAACCAGAUGGCUCGAAAGCUCGAAGUAUCGUUGGGGCCAGAUACAGCUGAAUUGGCAAUUCGAGCAGGACUCCAUAGUGGUCCAAUAACUGCGGGUGUGUUGCGAGGAGACCGUGCUAGAUUUCAGCUGUUUGGUGACACAGGUAUGUGCAAAGGAAAGGAAAGAUUCAAACGCAUUGCCUUUUCCCGCAUUGUGAGCUUACAUAAUUGGUUGGUCUUUGGUGACACAGUGAAUACUGCUGCUCGUAUGGAGAGUACUGGAUUGAAACGAAAGAUCCAGGUAUCAAAAGAAACAGCGGAAUUAAUAAUCGAAGCGGAUCAUUCGGAUUGGGUCAGGCCUCGACAGGACAUCGUUAUAGCCAAGGGAAAAGGGGAGAUGCAAACCUACUGGCUGUUACCUCAACGUGUUAGCCCUGCUGGCGAACUAGACAAAUCUAUAGCUACGAGCAAUGGAGAAGUGUCUGAUGCUUUUGAAUCCAUUAGUGCUGCAGCGGAAGAAGGUAACGAAAGUGGAACAUCAGAUGCCGAAGACGAUAGUGCUGAUAAGAUUCAACGAUUGGUCGACUACACAAGUGAAAUUCUGCAGCAGAUUUUGAAACGAAUUGUAGCAAAGAGGGCAAACAAAGGCAACAUAUCGCCUACAAUGGAACUGAAACUAUCAGCGUUGGAAGACGAGAUUGGAAAAACUGGAAUAUGCCUUGAUGAAGUGGAAGAAAUCAUUGAGCUGCCUGCUUUCGAUCAAAAUGCAUACAGUCAAGGAGUUGAAUUGGGUUCUGAUGUUAUUGCACAGCUGGUUUCGUUUGUCAAGAUGGUUGCGACGAUGUAUCGGAAUAACCCAUUUCACAACUUUGAACAUGCAAGUCAUGUAACCCAAUCUUCGAGCAAGUUGCUCUCUCGUAUUGUUGCCCCAAAACAUAUUGACGAAGUCGAGAAGCUUCAUGAUCAUACGUAUGGUAUCACGUCGGAUCCGCUCACCCAGUUUGCGGUCGUCUUUGCUUCUUUGAUCCAUGAUGUCGACCAUCGUGGUGUACCAAACUUUCUAUUGGUGAACGAAGAACCAGCCCUAGCUGCCAUGUAUCGAAAACAAGCUGUUGCAGAGCAAAAUUCCGUUGAUGUUGCUUGGAAUCUAUUGAUGGACCCCAGCUUUACUGCAUUGAGACGUACGAUAUACAAAAACGAAGACGAGCUGAGGAGGUUCCGGAAACUUGUCGUCAAUUGCCUAAUGGCAACAGACAUUUUUGAUAAGGAGCUCGCUGCACUUCGCAAAGCGCGGUGGCAAGAUGCCUUUUUCACGGAACAUAACGAAGAGAAUCAAAUAUCAAUCAAUCGUAAGGCGACAAUCGUUAUUGAACAUAUCGUUCAAGCUUCCGAUGUGUCGCACACAAUGCAGCAUUGGCACGUUUAUUCCAAGUGGAACGAGCGGCUAUAUGCUGAAAUGUUCAGUGCCUUCUCGACAGGAAGAUCGAGCAAAGAUCCCACUGAAGGUUGGUAUGAAGGAGAGCUUUGGUUUUUCGACAAUUAUGUCAUUCCUCUGGCGCACAAGCUCAAGGAUUGUGGUGUGUUUGGAGUAUCAAGUGACGAAUACUUGAACUACGCACUUGCAAACAGGAGCGAAUGGGAAGAAAAGGGGAAAGCGAUCGUUGAAAAGAUCCACGAAAAAUACCAGAACUCUUUCGAAAAACCAUCGAGCGACAAGGGACAUCGAAUGUCAAUACGAGGAGGGGUAUCAGAAUCAGCCCCAACACCCAAUCGACACGAGUAG